Rosa rugosa (rugosa rose) is the source of this 3664-nucleotide messenger RNA. RefSeq lists its product as uncharacterized. The record is from RefSeq and is a predicted model, not a curated record. The transcript has 12 exons. Bases 1112 to 3664 code for a protein of 850 amino acids. NCBI's taxonomy places the organism in Eukaryota, Viridiplantae, Streptophyta, Magnoliopsida, Rosales, Rosaceae.
GUGAAAAUCUAAUCUGUUGGUUUCUUCUUCUUCUUUUUCUUUUUUUGAUCUCAAAUUUUCUGAUUGAAAUUCUAUCUGGGUCGUGUAUUUGAUGGGUCAAGGAUUAGAUGCUUCAAAAUUAAAUACUUAAUCAUAAAGAGUGAGGCUUUGAAUCAUUUUGUCCACUGUUGUGUUGAGGAAAUUGAGCGCUUUGAUAGUUCUUGAGUAUCAAAAGUUAUACUGUGUUUGAAGUUACAGGUUUAGAUUUGUGGGUUUAUACGCAUAUUACUGUUUAGGGACGUUAUUAAAAAGUAUGUGUUGCAAAGGAGAGCAAAUUCGUGCUCUGUAACCUCUGUUUGAUCUGUUUAUUUUUUCUGGGUUUGAAUUAACAUUGGUCCUUUUCUGUUCUGGAAGACUAUGUGCCAAUUCCUAAUGACAAUUCACUCUACUGGCAACAAUAUGUGCACUAAGAGCAUUGGCAAAAAGAAACGUGCUUUGAUAGAGCUAUUUUUGGAUGUGUACCUAAAGAUCGAUAAGAUGGAGUUGUCAAUAGUUACCUUUAUUUGUUUGUACUCAUUGAGGCUAAACCUCCUUUUGGGUGGUGAUUAUCAUAGCUGAGAUUGUUUUGGGCAUCAUUUGUCUUGAAAGUUAGAUAAAUUCCAAUUGAUUUAUAGCAACUUAAGGAAUCUGCUUCAAUCUUUGGAGUUGUUGUUUUUUAUUUUUUUUUUUUGUGACAAGAACACGUAUUAAAGCCAAAUAUUGCUCUUAAAGUCAAAAGAAUAUUAUGAAGAUGAUUGAAACUACGGUUCUGUCCAUGAAGAUAGAUCGAGAGAGUCUUUUGCGUAAGCUUUCGGAUACAGUCUUAGACAACUACAUGUAGAAUCGGUUAAAGAGUUUCUAGAACUCAAUGAAUUGUCAAAUUAUUAAAGCUUGGUUGUACUAUUUACACUUUUGUUGGGUAAUAGUCUGUUUUCUCUCUCUCUCUCUCUCUCUCUCUCUCUCUCUCUUCAUUACUUUGCAUUCACAUUACAAUAGUAGAAGUUAGCUGGACUGUGUUUGGCUUGAUUACUAGGUUGACUCCAGGAUGAUUUACUUUUUUACUUUUGUAUUGUGAUUAGUUACUUUCAAAGAUAUGUAUUCCUGCGGCUUUAUUAAUAUCAUUAAAAGAAGAGCAGCAACAGAAAUAGUACUUCAUUUGAGGAGAAGAUUUAUACUUCCAGAUUCUAUGCAAAACAUUUUACGGGUUGUUUUGGCGCCACUGUUCUGUUGUCUGUUGUUUAGUGCUAGCUUCAUCUGUUAUUGUGAUUUAGAUUCUCAGAACAGUGUGCUGUCGAAUUCGUCAAGUGGUUUGGAUUCAGCUUUGGCCGCCAAAACCGCAGUUAUGGCUCCGAAGACCCGGGCGACAAGGAAAAAAAGGUUCUUAGAAGGAGAUUGCAGUGCUGCUAAUUUAUACUGUGCUGAAAGUCAUGAUAAAAGUUUAUCAACUCAGGGAGAUAUUCGAGAAAUGAGCAAUGAUCAAACUUUCGUUGCCGCUAUAGCUGAAAGCCCUUUUUCUCAUGAAGACAGAACAGUGGUGCAGCCAACAACAAAAAGAAAACGGGUUUUGAAAAAUGUAGACGGAUUGGGACAUGGCGACAAACAAGUUAGAAAUAAUCAACAAAAUGUUAAUAUAGCUGCAAACCAAGGUGUUACUGGAAAUCAGGAUUUGUUUGCUGCUAUAAAUUCAGACAAUGACACUACAAGUGCAACGGUCGAGGGCUCAUCUACUUUCGGUCAGGCGUUGUAUCAAAGAAGCAAACAAGAAUCGAAUCUAAGCUAUAAGGAUUUGGGUGACAAUGUUUUCACAUGUAAUCAUUGCAGCGCAUGUUUUUGGUCAGAAGAAGCAAACAAACAACCGUCUAAAAAGGCACAUCUCAUCUAUACCAAUUGUUGCAAAAAUGGACAAGUUAAACUUCAACAACCCAAUUCAGCACCAAGUUUUCUUCAGAAAAUUUUAGAUCCACAAAAUGUUCCAGAAAGUACAUUAUUUAGACAGAAUAUUAGAGUUUAUAAUUCAAUGUUUUCUUUUACAUCAAUGGGAGCAACAAUUGAUCGGAGUAUAAAUAAUGGAUCAGGUCCUUAUGUUUUCAAAAUAAGUGGUCAGGUACAUCAUUUAAUGGGAUCUAUCUUACCUCCUGAUGGUGAAUGCCCUAAGUAUGCACAAUUAUAUGUAUAUGAUACAAAAAAUGAGGUUUCAAAUCGUAUCAAUGCUAUUGAUCCUACUCAUGAAAAUGAAAACAUCAAACCAGAGAUUGUGCAAGGACUUAUUACGAUGUUUGAUCAAACUAAUGAGUUGGUACAAAUUUAUCGAAUGGCUAGAGAUAAAUAUGAACAUCGUUCUUUGCCUUCAUUCAAUAUGACUAUGCUCAGUCGCCGACCAACUGAUAGCAAACAAUAUGAAGAGCCAAUAAAUGAAGAAAUUGGAGGUUUAAUUGUCGGUGACAUUGGAGAGUUUAACUCAAAUAAAGACAUAAUUGUUGAAUCCAAUGAUGGGAGAUUACAACGGAUUUCUAGAAUACAUCCCAAGUACAUGUCAUUACAAUAUCCAAUUCUUUUUCCAUAUGGUGAAGAUGGAUAUAGACAUGAUAUUCCAAUGCAACAAAAUACAGCAAAUCACAAACAAAAAAGAGAGAGAAUAUCAAUGUGUAGUUAUAUUGCAUAUCAAAUUCAAGAUAGAAAUAAUGAAGAAAACACUUUAUUAAAAGGUGGGCGAUUGUUCCAACAAUUUUUAGUUGACUCUUAUGCAACUGUUGAAGAAGAUCGUUUGAACUGGAUUAGAAAUAAUCAACAAAAUUUCAGAAGUGAAGUUUACAAAAAUAUUUGCAAUGUUGCUUCAACUGGAAUUAAUGACGGUCGUGAUCUAGGACAAAAAGUUAUUUUGCCAAGCUCCCAUACUGGAAGUCCUAGAUAUAUGAUAAAUAAUUAUCAAGAUGCCAUGGCAAUAUGUAGACAAUACGGCAAUCCUGAUCUAUUUAUAACUUUUACUUGCAAUGUUAAAUGGCCCGAAAUAGUGAGAUACUUUGAAAACAUACCUGGAUAUAAACCAGAAGAUAGACCUGAUAUAAUUUCAAGAAUUUUUAAAAUGAAAUUGCAAGAUAUGAUUGCUUAUGUUAAAUCUGGAGAGCCUUUUGGAAAAAUUGAAGCAGAUGUUUGCACAAUAGAGUUUCAGAAAAGAGGACUACCUCAUGCCCAUAUGCUAUUUUGGUUGAAAAGAAACUACAAAUGUUAUACAGCUACUGAUAUAGAUUCUAUUAUUUCAGCAGAAUUACCAGACAAAAAAGUUAAUCCCGAACUUUUUAAAAUAGUUAGUGAAUUCAUGAUUCAUGGACCUUGCGGACAAAUAAAUUCAAAAUCUCCUUGCAUGCGAGAUGGAAGAUGUUCUAAAUUUUUUCCAAAAGCAUACAACACAAAUACUAGAUUUGAAGCAAAUGCGCCACCAGCAUAUAGGCGACAUGACGAUGGCACGAACUUUGUGAUAAAAAAUGCUUCAGAAAUGCGACAACUUUUUGUUACAAUAAUUUUGUUCUGUGAUGUUGCAAAUCCCCAAAUGCUAUUAGAUUCACAUUGGUCAAACAUGUCUGAUGAUAUUUUACACAAGGCUCGAACUGAACUCGGAACUCCAAAUGUGACAAAACAACUUACUUAA